Capronia epimyces CBS 606.96 is the source of this 3495-nucleotide messenger RNA. Its product is annotated as carbamoyl-phosphate synthase arginine-specific large chain. Gene Ontology annotation, biological process: 'de novo' pyrimidine nucleobase biosynthetic process; UTP biosynthetic process; L-citrulline biosynthetic process. Gene Ontology annotation, cellular component: cytosol; cytoplasm. The transcript has 4 exons. NCBI's taxonomy places the organism in Eukaryota, Fungi, Ascomycota, Eurotiomycetes, Chaetothyriales, Herpotrichiellaceae. Gene Ontology annotation, molecular function: aspartate carbamoyltransferase activity; ATP binding; metal ion binding. Bases 1 to 3495 code for a protein of 1164 amino acids. The record is from RefSeq and is a predicted model, not a curated record.
AUGGCUGCCUCCGCUCGAGCUCUCCGCCAGGCCAGCGGGAUCUUGCUGCGAGACUGCACUCCGAAGACACGUCCCUCCCCGCGAACCUUCUCUACUCGCAUCGCAGCACCUGUCACUAGGCAACAUCUGUUGAGCCAUAGAGCCCCCUCAUGGCAACAGGUCAGGAAGUUCACCAGAUCUUCUAAGCGGAGUGCUGCCGUGCAAACUCCUCCUCGUCCCGAGGCCUACCUGGAAAGCGGCGUGAUUGAGCCUGGAAAGAAUCUUGUCGAUGUCAAAAAGGUCCUAGUCAUCGGCAGUGGUGGCUUGAGCAUCGGCCAGGCUGGAGAAUUCGACUACUCUGGAUCUCAGGCCCUGAAAGCGCUAAAGGAGGCCGGCGUGACCUCUGUCCUCAUCAACCCCAACAUUGCGACGAUCCAGACCGACCACAAGCUCGCGGACGAGGUCUACUACCUCCCCGUCACCCCCGAAUAUGUCACGUACGUGAUAGAAAGAGAGAAGCCUGACGGCAUCCUCCUCACAUUCGGUGGUCAGACCGGUCUGAACUUGGGCGUAAAGAUGAAUAGGAUGGGCAUAUUUGACCGAUAUGGCGUCAAGGUCCUGGGCACCAGCAUCAAGACACUCGAAACAAGCGAAGACAGAGACCUGUUCGCCAAGGCGCUCCAUGAGAUUAACAUCCCCAUUGCACAUUCGAUCGCCGUGAGCACUGUCGACGAAGCACUUGAAGCUGCUGAACAAGUGGGUUAUCCUAUCAUCGUCCGAUCGGCGUAUGCUUUGGGCGGUCUGGGCUCCGGCUUCGCUGCAAAUCGUGAAGAGUUGAACAACCUGGCAUCCCGGUCUCUCUCAUUGUCUCCUCAGAUCUUGGUCGAAAAGUCCUUGAAGGGUUGGAAAGAGGUCGAGUACGAAGUCGUCCGUGACGCUGAAGACAACUGCAUCACCGUUUGCAACAUGGAAAACUUCGAUCCCCUUGGAAUUCACACGGGAGACAGUAUCGUUGUGGCACCUAGCCAGACAUUAAGUGAUGAAGAAUACCACAUGCUCCGGACAGCGGCUAUUAAGAUCGUCCGACAUCUUGGAGUUGUGGGUGAAUGCAAUGUACAAUACGCUCUACAGCCAGAUGGCCUCGACUACCGCGUCAUUGAGGUCAAUGCCCGGCUGUCUCGGUCGUCUGCUCUGGCAUCCAAAGCCACCGGCUAUCCUCUGGCUUACACCGCCGCGAAAAUCGGUCUCGGCCAUACUCUUCCGGAACUUCCAAAUGCUGUGACCAAGACAACGACGGCUAAUUUCGAACCGAGUCUGGAUUAUAUCGUGGUCAAGAUCCCUCGAUGGGAUUUGUCGAAGUUCCAACACGUAGACCGUCAUAUUGGCAGUGCUAUGAAGUCUGUGGGAGAAGUCAUGGCUAUAGGACGUACUUUCGAGGAAUCAUUCCAGAAGGCGAUCCGCCAGGUCGACCCAAGAUAUGUGGGUUUCCAGGGCGACAAGUUUGAGGAUCUGGACGAUACUCUUCGCAAUCCGACCGAUCGACGAUGGCUGGCUGUUGGACAAGCCUUGAUUCACGAGAACUACUCGGUGGAGAAGAUUCAUGAGUUGACCAAGAUCGACAAAUGGUUCCUCUACAAAUUGCAAAACCUCAAGGACACCAUGACAGAGAUUCAAGAAAUUGGUUCUGUAUCCGGCAUCAAACACGAACUCUUGUUGAAAGCCAAAAAGCAAGGGUUUUCCGACAAGCAGAUUGCCAUGUACACGAAUUCGACAGAAAAUGAGGUCCGAGCCCGUCGACAAAAGUUUGGCAUCCGACCGUGGGUUAAGAAGAUCGAUACACUUGCUGCCGAGUUCCCCGCUGACACCAAUUACCUGUAUACAACCUACAAUGCCUCCUCCCACGAUGUCACCUUUGAAGACCACGGUACCAUCAUCCUCGGAUCUGGUGUCUACAGAAUCGGCUCGUCGGUCGAAUUCGACUGGUGUGCAGUCAAUGCCACGUUGACCCUCCGAAACAUGAAUCAGAAGACUGUGAUGAUCAAUUACAACCCUGAGACUUACAGCACGGAUUUUGACACGGCUGACAAGCUCUACUUUGAAGAGUUGUCAUAUGAGCGUGUGAUGGACAUCUACGAGCUCGAAGGCGCUUCCGGCGUGGUUGUUAGUGUUGGCGGCCAGCUCCCUCAGAACAUCGCUCUCCGUUUGCAGGAGGAAGGCGGGGCGAAGGUCCUGGGCACCAAUCCCGAAGACAUUGACAAGGCUGAAGAUCGUCACAAGUUCUCCCAGAUCCUUGAUUCAAUUGGAGUGGAUCAGCCGGCGUGGAAGGAACUGACAUCGGUUGCCGAGGCCGAAGCGUUCGCUGAUUCAGUCGGUUAUCCUGUACUGGUUCGUCCGUCGUAUGUCCUGUCCGGCGCUGCCAUGUCGGUCAUCUCUACCCACGACGAAUUGAAGGACAAGCUUGAACAUGCCUCGUCCGUUUCGCCUGACCACCCAGUUGUGAUCACCAAGUUCAUUGAGGGAGCCGAGGAGAUCGACGUCGACGCUGUGGCUUCACAAGGAGAGUUGAUUUUGCAUGCGGUUUCGGAGCAUGUCGAACCCGCCGGUGUGCACUCUGGCGAUGCCACGUUGGUCCUUCCUCCUGUCAAUCUGGAGGAGAGCGUGAUGGCCCGCAUCAAGGAGAUUGCGCAGAAAGUGGCCAAGGCGUGGAAUAUCACGGGGCCCUUCAACAUGCAAAUAAUCAAGGCGGAUGUGCCGGGUGAGAAAUCCGCUCUGAAGGUGAUUGAAUGCAACCUUCGUGCCUCUCGGUCCUUCCCGUUUGUCAGCAAAGUCCUAGGGACAAACUUCAUCGACACGGCUACCAAGGCAUUGGUGGGCAAGGAUGUACCCCAACCUCAAGAUCUCAUGGCUCAAAAGCGCGACUACCUUGCCACCAAAGUGCCGCAAUUCUCCUGGACUCGGUUAGCCGGGGCCGACCCUUUCUUGGGCGUGGAGAUGAGCAGCACCGGAGAGAUUGCAUGUUUCGGUAAAGAUAUUGUUGAGGCGUAUUGGGCUUCGCUCCAGGCGACUAUGAACUUCCGAGUACCGGAGCCCGGCGAGGGUAUACUCCUGGGUGGAUCUACUGAGCUCCCGGAGCUACCCCAGAUUGUCGGGUAUCUUCAACCGUUGGGUUACAAACUCUACGCCGCAAGCGAGGAUGUGAAGAGACAUCUGGAAAAGUCUGGUGCUUCAAUCGAAGUGAUUGAGUUCCCCACGACGGACAAGAACGAGCUUCGAAAAGUGUUUGAGAAAUACGACAUCAAAGGAGUGUUCAACGUUGCCAAGGGCCGAGGCAAGACGUUGCUGGAUGAGGACUAUGUGAUGAGAAGGAAUGCUGUGGAUUUUGGUGUGCCCUUGUUUAUGGAGGCCAAGACCGCUUUACUAUUUGCUCAAUGCAUGAACGCCAAGCUGCCUCGAAAGGAGGGCAUUCCCCCUGAAGUCAAGAGCUGGCGCGAAUUUACUGGAUCCAAGAUGAUGUGA